This is a messenger RNA of Aspergillus lentulus, 1902 nucleotides long. RefSeq names its product putative glucan 1,4-alpha-glucosidase. Gene Ontology annotation, molecular function: starch binding; glucan 1,4-alpha-glucosidase activity. Gene Ontology annotation, biological process: polysaccharide catabolic process. The record is from RefSeq and is a predicted model, not a curated record. NCBI's taxonomy places the organism in Eukaryota, Fungi, Ascomycota, Eurotiomycetes, Eurotiales, Aspergillaceae. Gene Ontology annotation, cellular component: fungal-type vacuole.
AUGCCUCGCCUUUCCUACGCGCUCUGUGCGCUGGCUCUCGGCCAUGCUGCCAUUGCGGCUCCUCAGUUGUCCCCUCGUGCUACUGGCAGCUUGGAUACCUGGUUGGCUACUGAAACUACGGUUUCGCUGAAUGGUAUUCUCGCCAACAUCGGCGCCGACGGUGCUUAUGCGAAGAGCGCAAAGCCUGGCGUGAUUGUUGCCAGUCCCAGCACCAGCAACCCAGACUACUACUAUACCUGGACGAGAGAUGCUGCUCUUGUCACGAAAGUCCUUGUCGAUCUCUUCCGCAACGGCAACCUGGGUCUGCAGAAAGUUAUUACUGAAUAUGUCAACUCUCAGGCCUACUUACAGACCGUCUCUAACCCGUCUGGCGGUCUUUCGAGCGGAGGUCUCGCGGAGCCCAAGUACAACGUCGAUAUGACCGCCUUUACCGGAGGCUGGGGCCGUCCUCAACGGGAUGGUCCGGCUCUGCGUGCCACGGCGCUCAUCGACUUUGGCAACUGGCUGAUUGACAACGGUUACUCCAGCUAUGCUGUCAACAACAUCUGGCCCAUUGUGCGCAACGACUUGUCCUAUGUGUCUCAGUACUGGAGCCAGAGCGGCUUUGAUCUCUGGGAAGAGGUGAACUCCAUGUCCUUUUUCACCGUCGCUGUCCAGCACCGUGCCCUCGUUGAGGGAAGCACAUUUGCUAAAAAGGUGGGAGCCUCCUGCUCGUGGUGUGACUCGCAGGCCCCGCAGAUCCUCUGCUACAUGCAGAGCUUCUGGACGGGCUCGUAUAUCAAUGCCAACACUGGCGGCGGCCGUUCCGGCAAGGACGCCAACACCGUUCUCGCCAGCAUCCAUACCUUCGACCCCGAAGCCGGCUGCGACGAUACUACUUUCCAACCCUGCUCUCCUCGGGCCCUUGCCAAUCACAAGGUGUACACCGACUCGUUCCGCUCGGUCUACGCGAUCAAUUCCGGCAUCGCACAGGGUGUCGCCGUUUCCGCUGGCCGCUAUCCCGAGGAUGUCUACUACAACGGCAACCCCUGGUUCCUCACCACGCUCGCCGCUGCCGAGCAGCUCUACGACGCUAUCUACCAGUGGAAGAAGCUCGGUUCCAUCACCAUCACGAGCACCUCUCUCGCCUUCUUCAAGGACAUCUACAGCUCCGCCGCCGUCGGCACCUACGCCUCCAGCAGCUCCACCUUCACGGCCCUCAUCAACGCCGUCAAGACCUACGCAGACGGCUACGUGAGCAUCGUCGAGGCCCACGCCAUGACCAACGGCUCCCUCGCCGAGCAAUUCGACAAGUCCUCCGGGACCUCCUUAUCCGCCCGCGACCUGACCUGGUCAUACGCCGCCCUCCUAACCGCCAACAUGCGGCGCAACGGCGUGGUGCCUGCCCCCUGGGGCGCUGCCUCCGCCAACUCCGUCCCCUCGUCUUGCUCCAUGGGCUCUGCCACGGGCACCUACAGCACCGCGACGGCCACCUCAUGGCCCAGCACGCUGACCAGUGGCUCGCCGGGCAGCUCCACUACCACUGCUGGCUCCGACACCACCACCACCAGUAGCAGCACCACGACGACGAGCGCCUGCACAACCCCUACCUCCGUGGCUGUUACCUUCGACGAGAUAGCCACAACUACCUACGGCGAGAACGUCUACAUCGUCGGCUCCAUCUCGCAGCUCGGGAACUGGGAUACCAGCAAAGCAGUAUCCCUGAGUGCGUCCAAGUAUACCUCCACCAACAACCUCUGGUACGUGACGAUCAACCUGCCGGCUGGCUCGACGUUCCAGUACAAGUACAUCCGUAAGGAAAGCGAUGGCUCGAUCGUGUGGGAGAGUGACCCCAACCGCUCGUAUACGGUGCCGUCAGCUUGUGGGGUGUCGACGGCGACUGAGAAUGAUACUUGGCGGUGA